GGCUGGGUAGGACGGACGCCUGGUGCUGAGAGCGGGAGGGACUAUUUGUCGGAGCGCAAGCAGCGCGGCAACACACACGUACUCAGAAGAGUGAGUCAACCCCCGAUACAGGGGAGCAUAUUUGACCUGUUUUAGAAACUGUUUACGGGAUUAAACUGAAGAGGACUUUUUUUGUUGUUGAAAAAACAAAACAAGAAUCGGACGCUCGAGGAGGAGUUUUUUCACCCCCACCACCAUCUGCAACCUCAUUAAAUCCCCGGCAUAUUUCGGAGCGAACGACGCGGACCAUGGCGAGACAAGGUGUCCGAAGUGGACAAGACUGCGCUAAAGUCAUGCUUUUGCUGCUCGCCUCGACUCUUGCACAACACGGGGCGUCAGGUCAGCAAGUGAAGGUGGAGCCGGAGGUGUUGUCGUAUCCGGGUCAGACGGUGAACCUGCGCUGUGCCUUCGCGGACACCACGGGGAUCCAGCUCACAAUGGUCACGUGGAGCUACGAGGACAAAGAAGGAGAGAGGAUGAACAUCGCCGUGCUGCACCCGUCCCAUGGUCCAAACUACCCCGACUCGCCUCUCAAGGGCAGGGUGCACUUCACGCAGAGCCCCCCCACGAUGGCCAGCCCCUCCAUCCAGAUCGACGACGUUUACAUGACGGACGAGGGGAAGUACAUCUGCGACUUUGCGUCCUACCCCGGUGGCAGUAAGCAGGGCACCACCCAGCUGAUCAUGCUAUCGAAACCCCAGAACUCGGCCACCACCAUAACCGUGGACGCGGCCACCAAAUCUAUGGUUGUGGCGCGCUGCGAGUCUCUCAACGGCCGCCCCGAAGCGCAGAUCCGCUGGGUGUCCACCGCCAACGGCAACGCCACCACGACGUCCAAGCUGGGCACCGACAACACCGUGUCCAUCACCAGCGAGUACCGCAUGGUUCCCACGCCGGAGGACAACGGUAAAGACAUCAGCUGCGUGGUGUCGCAUCGGACACAGGCCACACCGGAGAGCUUCCAGAUGAAACUUAAAGUUCAAUUUGCGCCCCAGGUGACCAUAGUGGGUUAUGACAAUAAUUGGUACGUGGGUCGUACAAAUGUGCUGCUUACCUGCCAAGCUACUGGGAACCCGGUUCCGACAACCGUCCAAUGGAAGGCUAUGACAGGUGAGAUGCCAGAAACUGUCCAGAUCAAAGACAACCAGUUGAAGGUCCUCAAGGUGGACGAGAGCAUUAACACCACUUUUGUCUGCGAGGUCAAGAACCGCAUCGGCGUGGGCAGACACCAAAUCACGGCGUUGGUCAGAGAGCCUUCAGAGAACCCAUCCAAUGUCGGCGUGGUGGCGGGGGCCGUGAUCGGCUCCCUGCUGGCCCUGCUUUUGGUCGCCGCCCUCGUGGCCGUGCUGGUCACUCGUAGCCGCCGGCAGCAGCAGGGCUACCGCACCAACGACCUCAAGACGCGCAUUUUCGGCGGCGGCAAGAAGGCCAGCAAGAACGGCACGAGCGGGGGCGGUGUCGGCGGCGGCGUGGGCAACAACAACGGCCCCAUCUACGUGUACAACGACGGCUCGUCCCACCAGGGUCUCGGGGAGAAGAACAACCACGGGCCCCUGGGCGUUGGGGGGCGGCCCGAGGGGCUCUCCAGCGCGCCCACCGCCCAGGACAUCCUGCUCAGCAGCGAGCUGGACGACGCGGAGAGGAGAAAGUUCGACGAGCUCGAGGAAGAGGAGCGGUACGAUCACUUCGCCGGGGGCGCCCCCAUCCUGCAGCUGCGCCCGCCCAACGACCAGGACGAUAUGAUCGGAGACUACCUGGAUGAUGACAUGGAGUCCCAGCGGGAUGGUUCCGUCAUUUCUCGAACUGCUGUUUACGUAUAAAGCAGGAAGAGGAGGAGGAGGAGGAGGAGACAAAAGGGAGAAAAAAAAAUGUCCUGCGGAUUUUUGUGGCUCUGUCGGCUGGAGAUGCGAGAAUGAAACCACUCUUUAUUUUUCAAAAAUGUAUUUUACGUAUACGCUAUUAUUAAUCACAGUGUAGCCCCGGUGGACUGGAGGAGGGUGUUUGUGGUAGGAAUCUUGUGAGUGGAGUGUUUGCUGUUUGUUUUUCAUACCGGCCCUGUUAAAAACUACAACUGGGAACAUUCGAAGUGAAACUAUCACAUGGACGCUCAGAAAAAAUCACAGAGAGGAACCACAGCGUGUGGAGGAGCAUUAACGGCAUCCUGAUACAAGCUACAGAGGGCGUCUCUCGCUUCCUUCCGCGUUCUCUUAUCUUCUCCGUUCAAGUCGAGACGGGUUGUCAUGCCGAUGUUGAGGUCGCCUGUGGGAAACCUUUUUUUUUCCCCCUGAGUUGUGCUGUGGCAAGGGGCGGGGUAGUUGGUAGCUAGUGAUGGGUGUGAAAGUGAAUUGAAGUAUGGCGUCUAACACCCGUUUAUUUUCCCCAAGCUCCCAAAUCACUGCUGGCAUCGUCUGUCACAGUUGCGUUGAUACGAAUUUUACUAAAAUCCUGACAUAUUUUACUUAGCUAGAGUAGGGAUUCAUGUUUUUUUCAUUUCAUUGACAUGGCUAAACGAGAAAUUUCAGACCGAAUAACUCUCAAAGGCUUACCCAACAUCUAAAACUGAGCACUUUCCAAACCUUUCUAUCAUGUUAAAGUAGCAAUGAUUGUCACACACACACUAGGUGUGGUGAAAUUUGUCCUCUGCAUUUGACCCUUCCCCUUGUUCACCCCCUAACAAGGGGACGGUACUGCGCCCGGGAAUAAUUUUUGGUGAUUUAACCCCCAAUUCCAACCCUUGAUGCUGAGUGCCAAGCAGGGAGGUAACGGGUCUCAUUUUUAUAGUCUUUGGUAUGACUCGGCCUGAACUCACAACCUACCGAUCUCAGGGCGGACACUCUAACCACUAGGCCACUGAGUAGGUUAUUUCCAGUUCUGUAUGAGUCUUACCAGAACAAAAAGGGGGUACGGUGAAGUCCACUUGGCAGUUUUUGGAGUUAGUAUAAGUCCCAUGCGUCUAAAGAAGAUGUUCUAAAUCAGAUUACAAUCAGGCAUUGAACAGUUUGAUGGUUAUGUGUGUGGUGUCCAACAAUCAUCUCAACACAGCACACCACACACUUAACUAUUCUGUCCCACCACCAAGGCAGACUCUCGUCCUCCAAGCCCCAAAUCUCACGUGAACAAACUCGAUCUAACAAAAUCGAAGAAGAAACAUCGCAACAACCAGAAAACAGGCAAUGUAUAAGAAGAGGGACUUAUGGUGUUUUUGGGACUGUUUUUGAAAGAAAAGACAGACUUUAUAAUCGACUGGGCAAGCUCGAGGUGUGUACAUGCUCACUGCUUUUCUAGCUUCUUGAUUAGCUACUUUCCGUACCACGUCACAAUUUCCGAAGCCAUGACUCGGGUGGCGUUUGCUUUCCCCACGGACGUGAUCAGUUUUGGUUGUCGGCACAGACCCGUUUGAGACGGUUAUCGUGACAAAUUCACUCAACACACCUCAGACCACAGGACAAUCUUAUGAGACAACUCUAUAAGACAUUAGAUAAUCAGGUGUUGGCCAUCUUUGAUCAGAAGGGGUAAAAUUGAGACAAACCGGCCCAAUUGUCCUUGCGUGUUCUCCGCUUUUAGGGUAUUCUGCUAAACCUUUACAAAAGUUAAAGUACCAAUGAUUGCCACACACACAUUAUUGUCUGGGUUUGACCCAUCACCCUUGAUCACCCCCUGGGAGGUGAGGGGAGCAGCGGGCAGCAGCGGUGGCUGUGCCCGGGAAUAAUUUUUGGUGAUUUAACCCCCAAUUCCAACAGUCACUUGUUCUGCCCUGUUGUGUUAAAAGUCCGACAACUGUCUUGAUUUUGUGACAUCAGAAUGUGACAAAAGUCAAUCAAUCAAAGUUUAUUUAUAUAGCCAUUAAUCACGAGUGUCUCAAAGGGCUGCACAAGCCACGACGACAUCCUCGUCUCAGAUCCCACAUCAGGGCAAGAAAAAACUCAAAAGUGCCUCCUUUCCCAUUGGGUUCUGUAUAAAAGGCACAUACAGUACCGUAUUUUCCGCACCAUAAGCCGCCCUGGGUUAUAAGCCGCGCCUUCAAUGAACAGCAUAUUUCAAAACUUUGUCCACCUAUAAGCCGCCCCGUGUUAUAAGCCGCAUCUAACUGCGCUAAAGGAAUGUCAAAAAACAGUCAGAUAGGUCAGUCAAACUUUAAUAAUAUAUUAAAAACCAGCGUGAUGUGGGCGCGCAUGGAGUCGUAUAUCAACAUGGACAGAGCUGCGUGAAAAAAGCCACCCGGCCUCUUCGCGUAAACUUACCUUAACCACUCGCUCAUCUUUUCUUCAUCCAUCCAUCCCUUCGAGUUAGCUUUUAUGAUGACGCCGGCUGGUAAGGUCUCUUUUGGCAAGGUCUUCCUUU
Nerophis lumbriciformis (worm pipefish) is the source of this 4380-nucleotide messenger RNA. Its product is annotated as nectin-2. Lineage: Eukaryota; Metazoa; Chordata; Actinopteri; Syngnathiformes; Syngnathidae. The record is from RefSeq and is a predicted model, not a curated record.